Molecule: messenger RNA, 387 nt
Organism: Linum trigynum
Lineage: Eukaryota; Viridiplantae; Streptophyta; Magnoliopsida; Malpighiales; Linaceae
Source: the annotation of a GenBank genome assembly
AUGAUGACACAACUGCCGCCAGUUGAGGUGCAGCGAAGACUAUUGAUUUUCGAAGACUCGGAUGACGACCUGGCAGCGAAAAUGUUCCCCAUGCGGCCCAUGAAGGAGCGUGUUUCUGAUCAUGCGGAAAAAACAAAGAAGAAAGACAAAAAGUUGGUGAAGCUGGGUUCUGGUAGUUCCGUGGGGGUCAUUUCGAAGAAGAGUUCGACUUCCAUCAUGGCCCCCAGCUGUAGCAGAGGGAUGCUCGAUCUCUCUCUGCAGUUGGCACAACUGCCAAGACCAAAGGUCCGGCCCGUGUUGGGAAAGGAAAAGGGUACCGAGCUAGAACUAAGGAUAAAGCCCCUGUUGUGGAUUGUCCCGUUGAAGCUAUAUCUCCUACGUUGGUAG